Messenger RNA from Danaus plexippus (monarch butterfly), 678 nucleotides. RefSeq lists its product as uncharacterized. Bases 68 to 601 code for a protein of 177 amino acids. The record is from RefSeq and is a predicted model, not a curated record. NCBI's taxonomy places the organism in Eukaryota, Metazoa, Arthropoda, Insecta, Lepidoptera, Nymphalidae. The transcript has a single exon.
UAUUUUAGCAUCAGUCUCUGGAAAUUUCGAAAACCGUCAUCAUAUUUACUCGCAAACCUUGGUUAAAAUGAGAAUCUUGCUCGUGUCGUUGCUGUUUUUUACAGCUUAUGCAUUUCCUAGUGAUUAUCAAAAGGAUGUGAAGUUAUCAGAUUCGGGCCACGCAAGGAAAAGAUCGUUCAAUCAUGGCACCGCCGUUUUUGGAUCUACUACAUUCUACAACGGUCCUUCCUUCCAUUCCGCUCCAGCCGGCGUCUUUGCACCAUCCCCAGCAGUAUCCCAUCAGUCUCGUGAAGACGUCCAUACAUCUGAAACCCUAUUAUCAGUUUCACCUGUGGCUUCACCAGUUUUAGUCCAAGUUUAUCAAGCUCCAUCCGUCUAUACAGUUCCUGUUCAUAGUCAUCUUGGAGGAACUGCAGUAUCUCACCAAACACGUGUGGAUUCGAAGUCUUCUUCAGUAGUGCUGGCGCCACUAGUUGUUGAAUCCCAACCUAUAUUGCACUCAGUUGUGAAAGACACGCCUGUUGUUGACUUUGACUCUGUUUAUACGUCUUCAGCUUCGUCAUCCUUAUAUCAACCGAAUGCUUACGCUGUCGCUUGGUAAUAAAUUUGAUAAGUUAAUAACGAACAGCUGAUUUGUUUGACAACUUAAAAAUAAUGAAAUAAAUUUUUUUAUUCAUC